GGAAGUGCAUCAGAACACUCAAAUGAGCAAGAACAAAAGAAGAGGGAAGAACAAGAAGAAAAAUAGGAACAAUAAUCGUGGAGGUCAGAAUACAGGUAAUCACUGCGGAGAUAACUCAAAUUCUAAAACCGCUCAUCCUGGCUCUACAAAUGGCGGCAUGGCUAGCAAUGGAAAUCAAAGACAGAAGCUUAAUGGAAAUAGUAAGCAAGGAAGUCCUCAUAAAACCCCACCUGUUUCAGACAAGACAUUGGAGCUGGAUCACUUAAUCGAAAUGUUCGGAAAGGAAAUAGAGGAAGAGGUCAUCACGAUAUGUUGGGAGUCCUCCAAUAAAGAUUAUGAACAAACCAUAAUGGCUUUAUCCUGUAUGAUUUCUCAGAAAGAAAAUGAGAAGCCUCCGGCUUCUCAUUCUCCUAAAGAAGAGCCCAAAGAGGAGCAAAAAAAAUCCAAAUUUGGACUCUCUUCUGGAAGCCGCACUUUUGUUCCUGGAAAGGGAAGAACCGAGAAGGAAGAAAAGAAGGUCAAGGAUGAAGAGGAAGAAAAGAUCCAAGAGGAGAAGAAGGAAGAAGAGGAGGCAGGAGAUCCUGGAGCCAUUAGAACAAAUAAUCCCUUCAUGGAUGCUUUCAACAACUUUUCAUAUCGUGAACCUGACGAGGAGGAAAUGAAGGAGUCGAAGAAGAUAGCUGAUUCAUAUAUGGAAUAUCAGGAGAAAGAGGAGAAGGAAUGGUUCAUCGAACAGGAAAAAGAACUCCUCCAGUCAUUGAUCAAGGAUUGCCAGCUUGAUGAAUAUUUGGGAGAAGGAGUGCUUGAUGAAGAAACACUCAAAAUGAUUUAUGAAACCUCAGAUUCCUCGCCUACGGCCUCCCAGGCCAGUACUAAUCCUUCCGAGGAUUCUAAGCAGGAUUUUCCAAUUAUUGCCACAAAGAAGAAUAAGGGGAGGCGUAAUCGGAAGAAGAAGACGCCUGAGAAGUUACCUCCUGAGAUGCCAGUUAACAAUGAUAAGCCAUUUGAUGAAACCAACAUUGCUGAGGAAGCAGUUGAUUUUGCAAAUGAUGCAUCCCUCCAAUUCUUGAUCAACCAGCAAAUUUUGGCUGAGCAAGAACAGAAGAUGCUCUCAGAGUAUCAAUAUAACCAGUCUGAGUUCCCCUCUCUGGUGGCAGGUGAUGAUCUCAAGCAAAUUAAGAGGAAGAAAGCCUUUGCCAUUAAUGAGUGGACUAAGACUAAAAGCGGUCAGAGCUCUACAGGAUGUGGUGAUGACCUUGAAGAGGAACAAAUCAAAAAAAUUAAGAAAGCUUUUCCUGCCAUAAACACUGACAUAUAAUCCGAAUGGCCUAUAUGCAGCUAGGAGAUUCUCAAUUGGUGUUAGACUAUCUCAAAAUUUACUACAAAAAUAACUACAACGAUAACCACGGAGAUGUAGUAAUGAAAGAUAUUAAGCCAAUAAAGUCUAAAAUUCCGAAGCCUCCUGCCUUUGGUGGGAAGCCGAGGACUACACCUAUUGAUGGAAAGAAUCAGAAGAUGCCCUCUAUCGCUCCCGAUGAUAACUAUGAUGCUAUUAGAGAGCAAGAAAGGGAGUAUUGUGAGAAAAUGAAAUCUCAUUUCAGCCUAGCUUCAAAGGCCUAUAGAAGAGGAGACGGGGCUACAGCUAAAAGAGAGGCUCAGGAAGGAAACCGCUACAAGAACCUCUUCCUCCAAGAGAGAUAUUUGAAUGUUCAUAGAACAUUAGCUGCAAAGAAUAGCCACCUGAACAGAGCUGAGUCUAUUGAUCUACAUGGAUUACACAGAAACGAAGUGGAUUAUGUCCUUGAAAACUUCAUUAAUGACAUCCAGAGCAAGUUGGUGACUGGAGAAAUCAUCCCUAAUAUGGGAGCAAAGAGAGGGCAUAUGGUUACCAUCAUCACCGGUAAGGGAAACAACAGUAGAAAUAACAAGUCAGUGAUCAAAGUGGAGGUUAAGGAAUAUCUCCGCUCCAAGGGAAUUGGAUUCAAGGAGUCUGAUGGCUACUUUACCAUCAGCAUAGUCUAAUCUGCAUCCCAAUCAUAUUUACUCAACCAAAAUUGGCUUAUU
Messenger RNA from Moneuplotes crassus, 2064 nucleotides. Lineage: Eukaryota; Ciliophora; Spirotrichea; Euplotida; Euplotidae. The record is from the annotation of a GenBank genome assembly.